Molecule: messenger RNA, 4226 nt
Organism: Musca vetustissima
Lineage: Eukaryota; Metazoa; Arthropoda; Insecta; Diptera; Muscidae
Gene: dsd
Product: attractin-like protein 1
Exons: 8
Coding region: 1-4194 (1397 amino acids)
Cellular component (GO): Golgi apparatus
Molecular function (GO): protein binding
Source: RefSeq, a predicted model, not a curated record
AUGUGUUGUGUGGACAACACAACACUGAAACUGGACGACACGACGGACGAAGAAGAUCGAGCCAAAUAUUAUAGAACCCGCCGUCAUCACAGCAGCAAUAGUUCCGCAACAGCAAUACAACAACAACAAUGUUGUUAUGUACUGCACACAGAACAGCAGCAAGAGCCGCAACAGCAGCAACAUUCACAACAGCAGCAGCAACACCAUCAGUAUAUUCCAGCCUCAACGGCCCGUACAUUUAAUAGCAAAUAUCGUCGAAAAUAUCUUCUGCUGCUGAUAUGCGUCCUAUUCCACAUCUGUUCGAGCAGUUUGGCCCGUGUCACAGCCUAUAAUUGUACCGCCGCAGGGGGUUGUCAAAAUAAUGGUAGCUGUCGUGAUGGCCAGUGUAUCUGUGCCGAUGGCUGGCAAGGUCCAGAAUGCCAAUUUUGCGGUGGUAAAGUAAGACUACAUCAUCCCAGUGGUGUCAUACACGAUGGCUGGGGUAAUUAUUCCGUCAGUGUUAAAUGCAGUUGGCUGAUCGAUGCCAGACCCCAGCAUACAACAAAUCAUACACAUGGUGGCAAACAAGUGUCGUCGCUGUCAUCGCCACCGCCCACCAUUCGUAUGCAUUUGCGAGAAUUUGCAACGGAAUGUGGCUGGGACCAUUUGUAUAUAUACGAUGGCGAUAGUGUUGAUUCUUCGCUAUUGGCAGUUUUUAGUGGCCUCAUGUAUCGUGGCAAUUUCUCCAUACGUAGUGUACCCCAAGUUAUAGCACGUUCAGGUGCCGCAUUAUUGCAUUUCUUUAGCGAUGAUGCCUAUAAUAUGUCUGGCUUUAAUUUAUCAUAUCGCAUGAAUGCCUGUCCCAGUGAUUCGGAAGAUGUUGAAUGUUCAGGUCAUGGCAUGUGCAGUAAUGGUUAUUGUAUAUGUGAUCCGUUGUAUAGUGGUGAUGCAUGUAAUAUUGCCGCAUGUCCGAAUAAUUGUUAUGAGAAAGAGGGUCAUGGUGUGUGUAAUAUAGAAAAGGAGAGGUGCAUUUGUAAGAAAGAGUAUGGCGGCAACGAUUGCGGUCAGCUGCGAUCCCAUGGCAUAUGGGCAAGCGUAAAUGCCCAACUUCCACCCAAUGGUACAGCUUCACAUGCCGCAGCCGUUUGGCAUGAUACAAUGUAUAUAAUAUCCGGCGAAUCGUACGGUCGUGGUCGUCUAAUGACUGCCUACGAUUUCAAUAGAGAGAUUUGGGAGGCGGUACAUCCGGCCAAGGGCACUAUGAUACCGGCCCAACGUUAUGGCAUGUCCACUGUGGUACAUGGUGAUAAAAUCUAUAUGUAUGGCGGAGUGGUCAAAGGCACCGGAAUUACCAAUGAAUUGUGGGCCUUUGAUAUGUCGGCCAAAACAUGGGAAAAUAUUACCGUAAUAACAGAUGAAGCCUGUCCCGGCCCCACAGCGUACUCAAUGUGUGGCCCCUUACAUGUGACAGGGCAUUCAGCCACCUUGGUGCCUAGUUAUGGUGAUAAACAUGGUCAUCGUUAUAUGAUCGUAAUAUUUGGUCGUUCGCCACAAUAUGGCUAUUUGAAUACGGUACAGGAGUACAAUUUCAAUACCCGCGAAUGGAAAAUUAUCGAAACAUCAGGUUAUGUAGUGAAGGGUGGUUUCAGCCACAGUGCUGCCUAUGAUCCGCUGACGGAGAAAGUAUAUGUUUAUGGUGGUAUUGUUUCCGAAUCGGAGGCCAAUCAAUAUAUAACACCACGUUUGUAUGCCUAUUCACCGUCAUCGCGUAUAUGGACCCUACUGUCGUCGGCACCCAGUGCUCGUCUGCUGCAUACAGCGAAUUUUGUAAACGAAGGUUUGAUGAUGGUGUUCGGUGGUAACACACACAACGAUACGGCUGAGAGUUAUGGAGCCAAGUGUUACAGUCAGGAUCUGUUGGUCUAUGAUGUCAUCUGUGAUUCGUGGCAUAAACAAACCAUACCAGCACAUUUACAGGCCGAUUUGGCGAGAUUUGGACACAGUUCAGUGGUUUUCGAUGGCAGUCUCUACAUUUAUGGCGGCUUCAAUGGCCAACUUUUGAAUGACAUGUUACGCUUCACACCCGGCCACUGUGAAAUCCACACAAAAGAGGAGAAGUGCAGCAGUGCCCGUCCGGGCGUCAAAUGUAUCUGGGAUGUCCAAAUGAGCAAGUGCUUGCAAAUUAAUCAUGUCCAGAAAUCGGCUAUAUUCGGCCGGGAACAAUACGACUAUGUGGCCUGCCCCUCAAAAGGUCGCUUCGCCAUGACCUCACAACUGUUGUUAGACGUCGCCCGUUGCCAGGAACUUAACAAUUGCCAAUCGUGCGUCUCGAAUUCCUAUGGCUGUACCUAUUGCGGCAAUGGCGUCUGCAGCAAGGAACGCUGCCGCGAAACCACUCCCAUGACCGCCGUCUUCUAUGAAACCUCAAAGGAACAUCAACAACAGCAGAGCCAGCAAUCGAAAUCCCAGUUUGUGGUGGCCACCCCUGCACCGCCCCUUAAUAUCAAACACUUGGACAAUUGUCCAAAAUCGGAAGAUUUUCGCUCUGCGGCCAUUUGUGAACAGCUGCACACCUGCCAUGCCUGCGCGGCCAACAGCAACUGUAUGUGGGAAGCCGAGCACAAUCGCUGUCGUCAUUGGGCAAAUGGUGUGGGACCGCUGGGCAAUCGUACCGUGGACGACAUCAUCUGUCCGCCCUCGUGUGCCUCCCUCACCAAUUGCCACAAUUGCACGGAAAACGACUGUAUUUGGUGUCAGAACGAGUUGCGUUGCGUCGACCGAAAUUCGUACACGGCCAGUUUUCCCUAUGGCCAGUGCCGAGAGUGGACCACGCAUGUUUACAAGUGUCGCAGUGCUCCGACAACAGCGCUGACGGCGCUGAGCAGCAACAGCACAGCCACCUAUAUAUCGACGGCUCAAUGCGGUUUCUACAACAGUUGUUCCCAGUGUUUGGAUGAUCCGGCCUGUGGUUGGUGUGACGAUGGCACCAACACGGGCCUGGGCAAAUGCAUAGAAGGUGGUGCUCUGAUGGCCCACGAACCGGAACAAUGUCCUGCUGGCCAGUGGUACUUCACCUCUUGCCCGCUCUGUAACUGCAAUGGCCAUUCGAAGUGUGAAAAGGGCUCCAGCCAAUGCAUCCAACCCUGCUCGGAUCUCACUUAUGGCCAGCACUGUGAAAAAUGUACCCGUGGUUAUUGGGGAAAUCCCAUCAAUGGUGGCCAGUGUCAGAGAUGUGAAUGCAACAAACAGGGGGACCUAUGUAACCCGGACAAUGGCAAAUGUUUUUGCAACACCAAAGGCAUUGUGGGCGAUCACUGUGAGAAGUGCGAUUCGCAGAAUCAUUAUCACGGUGAUCCCAUUGCCUCGACCUGUUUCUAUGAACUAACCAUUGAUUAUCAGUUUACAUUUAAUCUGUCUAAAAAAGAGGAUCGUCACUUUCAGAAGAUCAAUUUUCGUAAUUCACCCGUCAAGCCGGAGAUUGAUGCCGAUUUCACAAUAACCUGUAGUGUACCGGCCAAGAUGAAUAUUACGGUGAAGAGGGCGGGAGCGCCCAUUAAUGAAAUAUUUUCGGGCAUAAAUUGUUCGACGUUUCGUCAUCGUUUCCCCAAGACGGAAUUUAAUUUUGGCCAUUCACCCGAAGACAAUAGUUCGUUGACGACCUUUUAUGUUUCUGUGUAUGACUUCCAGCCACCCAUAUGGAUACAGAUAGCGUUUUCACAAUAUCCGAAAUUGAAUUUACAACAAUUCUUUAUAACAUUUUCCACAUGUUUCCUAUUGCUGCUACUGAUGGCUGCCAUUUUGUGGAAAAUUAAACAGAAAUAUGAUAUGUUUAGGAGGCGGCAGCGGUUGUUUGUUGAAAUGGAACAGAUGGCGAGUCGACCGUUUUCACAGGUGCUAGUGGAAAUUGAAAGCCGGGAAAAUAUUGACCUAUCCCUGACCAUGGAGGGUAUUGCCAAUAUGAGUAAAAAACGUAAAAAGGAUUGUCCGAGCCCCAUAGCCUUAGAACCUUGCAGUGGAAAUCGUGCUGCGGUAUUGUCACUUCUAGUCCGUUUACCCACAGGUGGUCUCCAACAUGCACCACCUGGUCAAUCAGCUGGCCUGGCUGUGGCCAGUGCAUUAGUAACACUUGGCAAUCCUAGACGUCCAUCAAUCGAUCAUACAAAAGAGCCAAAAUCUAAGCGUAAACAAAGUCAGCACCCUGAUAGUUGUACAUAAUAAUAAUAAAAAUAAAAACAAACACAAGCAAA